GAGGAAAGGAUGAAAAUUAUCCCGUUAGCUGAAAAGUUUGUGUUUGCUGCAAUUGUUUGUGUGGAGUUUGUGCAAACGUCACAAGUGCUUGUUGUGAAGGCUGGACUGACAACACAAGUGGUAAACACCGGAGUGGCAACCCAGAUGAUGGAGGCUGGCCUGACAAAAUUGGGAGUGAAGGCUAAGCUCACGUCACAAGUCAUGAUAGCUGGGCUGACAACUCAGGUGGUGGAGGCUGUGCUGAGUUCAGCCUCACAUGGCAGCUCCUCUGUUGCUUUGAUCACUGAUGGCACUGUCUCAUCCUUCACUGUCGUCAAGCUGCAGCAAAUAUCAUCGUACAUGACAGUGGUUGUGAUGAGUGACGACUCAGCCUUCUUAGCUGCCUUCGUUGAAUUGUCCCUCAAGCUGCACAUACUUGUGUGGUCAACAAGGUUGCUGAUCGUAACUCGUUCUCACAUUAAGGAGCUGCAGGAUCACCAAGCAAUUCUAUCUAAGACGAAUUCUGUAUUAGUUGUUAUCAACGAAGACACAGCAAAUGCCAGUCUGUUAGAAUGUGAAGGUGGAUCAAACCGAGGAGGAAGUAAGUUAGAUAAAUCCGAGUGUGACAAGAUUAAUGAGGCAGCCAGAGAGAACGUGGAUAUGACAGUAGGGGAAGACGAUGGUGGUGGUGGUGAUGUCGAGUUUAUUGACGAGAUUGAAACUGACGACACUAAACCUGGUGAACUGGAUGGUGUCGAAGAGCCUCAAACUGUCACACCAUUAAUGUCAGAAGUAGUAUGGUACGUGCAAGCUGAUUUUGAGAGAAAAACAGUCCGUGUUAGCGAGUCCUUCUUUGCUUUUAUCCAGAUAACCCAGAAGGAUGCUGAGAGCUUGGUUGAAGACAUUUUGAAACAGCUAGAGAAGGACGAAUUGGAGUUACAAGAUUCUUCUUGCUGUCAUCUAUGCACUACACAGAUCUACUUCAAUAUGUUCUAUUACAGGUGCAGUGUGUACGUGUAUCUUCCAUACAGUCCCCGGGGAGUGAAGCCCCUGCAAGUGGCCUCUUGGACCCCUCACCGAGGUCUUGUUUUCACAUCCAGUCUCCCGCUCUUCCCAGACAAGUUCUCCAAGUUCAGUUCGAGGUUCUGGGGCACAGCUCGUGGACUACUCUCUGAAGCACUUAACUUUCAUUACUCCUACGUGCGGCCACCAGAUGGAGAAGGUGGCAUUAAGCUUAAUAAUGGAUCGUGGUCUGGCAUGGUAGGAAUGGUCAUGAGGCAGGAAGUAGACAUCGGUGCUGGUCCUUACAUGAUUGAUAGAUGGAGAGCAGAGGUGGUAGACUUCACAGUGCCAAUAUUGAUAGAUUAUUGGAGGAUUCUGGCAGCUCGUGGACGUCCUGAGGUGGAUCCCUGGGGCUUCCUGUUCCCCCUGACACCGCUGGUGUGGGCGGCCAUCCUGGCGGCGCUGAUGGUGCUUGCUACAUUAGUGUUUCUCAUGUCCUCCAGUGUAUUUAACAGGAUUCAUGAGCAGAGGAACUGGUUACAGGUCACCUUCGUCUAUGUUCGCAUACUACUGCAGCAAGAUAUGGCAGUGCCAAUCUGUUGGUGGGAGCGUGUAAUGUUGUUAGUAUGGAUAAUGGUAACGUUGGUAUUAACGAGGAGUUACGCUGGAAAUCUAAUGGCUCUCCUAGCAGUAAGACACAUCUCUCAGCCCUACCAGACGCUGAGGGACGUUGUUGACGAUCCUUCAGUUACAAUGAUAUGGUCCAAAGGUUCUGCGGUUGGCCCUUAUUUGAAGUCAGCAGAGUCUGGCAUAUACCGGGAUAUUGCUGACGCUGAGAAGGUUGGUCGACUCAUAUGGAAAGCACACCCGCAGUUCCCCGAAGUAAUAGACACACUGGUGCGACGGGGUGAUCAUGUCCUUAUAGAGGUCGAUACUCCCAUCAGAGAUUAUCUUGCUCAAGACUUUACAAAAACAGGUCAGUGUUAUUUUUACGAGUCCAGAGAAGAGUUUCUGAAGAUAAUGUUUGCAAUGAUCGGGCCAAAGGACAGCCCACUCGUGCCAGCUCUAAAUAAGAGAAUAAUGUCGAUGACAGAGGCUGGAUUAUUUUUUCAAUGGCUCAAAAUUGAAGAAAAGAACUCCACUACAUGUUACCGUGCGCCUAACAAGAUCACUGUCAACAUGGCCCUCUCCAUCAGUAAUGUUUGGGGAAUGUUUGUAAUCCUUAUCAUGGGAUACUUUCUGAGUGUUUGUGUAUUCUGUCUUGAGCUUCUCAUUCAUCGUCUUCCUCAACAAGUUCAGAAAUUUCCACAUGAACACAAUUUUUAGUUACUCGACUAAACCGUCCACAACUGCAAUAUAUGUGACCUCACACAGGCAAAUUAUUUUUCGCACUUUGCUAAAUAAAACAUUACUGAUGGCAACUGUAUACCAUCACUCGCCACUGUUUUAUAUUGUUUAAAGUUAAAUUACU
Messenger RNA from Cherax quadricarinatus, 2452 nucleotides. The record is from RefSeq and is a predicted model, not a curated record. NCBI's taxonomy places the organism in Eukaryota, Metazoa, Arthropoda, Malacostraca, Decapoda, Parastacidae.